AUGCUCGCCGCUAGGGUGUACAUCGUCCGCCAUGGAGAGACGGACGAGAACCGGCUCGGGAUCAUGCAGGGCCAACUCGACACCAACCUUAAUGCCAUCGGGAUUGAGCAGGCGCAGCUGACCGCGGACGCGCUCGAGAUGGUCCCCUUUACAAAAGCCUUCAGCAGCGAUCUGAAGAGAGCGGUGAAGACGGCGGAGAUGAUCCUCAAAAGACACCCACACGUAGAAUUAGAGCAGGAUCCAGAGCUGAGAGAGCGCAAUCUCGGUGACUGGCAAGGGCGGAAGAGUACCGAGCGUGGUUUCAGAGCGCCCGCCAAUGCGGAACCAGUGGGCGAGUUCACGGGGCGGGCGGUGAGGUGGUGGAAAGAGAGGAUCAUCCCGUGCACGACCGCCUGGGACGGGCACGGGGAGCCGGCACACAUACUUGUGGUCUCACACGGCGGUCUGAUCGGGCGGCUCAUCGUGGGCCUGCUGGAGAGCGGCAGGGUGGAGUGGGCUACGGGCAGUGUGCUUACCACCAAAUGCUUCAAUGCGUCGAUCUCGGUCUUGGAGCUGCAGGCGCACGGCGGGGGGGAGAUGGUGAGCUAUUCAGAUACCACGCACUUGAAUGUGGACUUCGUCGAGAGCAAUGCGGAUGUACAGGAAUAG
This is a messenger RNA of Sparassis crispa, 648 nucleotides long. Its product is annotated as Probable phosphatase. Gene Ontology annotation, cellular component: cytosol. Bases 1 to 648 code for a protein of 215 amino acids. The record is from RefSeq and is a predicted model, not a curated record. The transcript has 3 exons. Gene Ontology annotation, biological process: negative regulation of glycolytic process; fructose 1,6-bisphosphate metabolic process; negative regulation of programmed cell death. Lineage: Eukaryota; Fungi; Basidiomycota; Agaricomycetes; Polyporales; Sparassidaceae. Gene Ontology annotation, molecular function: fructose-2,6-bisphosphate 2-phosphatase activity.